AAGAUGACAACAGUGAACAACAAGAGCAAGAAACUAUCGUAAUUAAUGUGAAUGAAAAACCUUUUGAAGUAAAAUAUCCAGAAAUGAUUUAUGAUGAGGAAAACAAAGACGAAAGACGAAAUACGCAUGAGGUGGAAGAACAUAGUGAUGAGAAAGGAAAAAAAAUUAAUGAUAAAAGUUGUCAAUGUUCAAGUUGUCAACAUGGAUUGACGCCAAGUCUUCGUUCUGAUUUACGUGGUCUCGAAAAAUACUUACACUCUGCAAGAUUAUUACGUGAAGUUGCUUUAUUUGCCGGAACACGUAACGUAACCGACAAACUCCGUCAUAAUGAAGAAUCCGCGCAGAAAUUCGACGAAUGCUUCUCGGAAUUCACAGUAAUUGCCGAUGAUCCGAACGUGAAGCCUCUUUGGCGAGGAACUAGAACACAAUGUGAAUAUGAAGAAAAAGAGAGUCCUUGCGAUCCUUCUGCUGUUCUGUGCUGUAGUUCUUGUAAAUCGAUAAAUGAUGAUGAAAUAGGCAAAAACAGACAAAACAACGACAAAAGAAUCUAUUUGUCCACAAAUUCAUCACAUUGCUUCUCUUUCUCGAAAUUUGAAAAAGACGAGAUCAACUCGAGCCACUCCACCGUCACCAUACAACUUUGUUUCGUCGCACUCGGAAAAUCUCACACAUUCGACUCUGCACUCGACGAUUUUAAAGAACUUUCCGAUGCGCCGCCGUAUCCUUGUCACUCAGUCUAUCGUCAGAAAAAGGAUUUUGGCGAGUUUAUCACGUAUCGUUGGGACGCAAUUAUACCAUUUGUGAAUAUUUCAUAUAGAAUGACUCAAUGGUAA
Ambispora gerdemannii is the source of this 833-nucleotide messenger RNA. The record is from the annotation of a GenBank genome assembly. NCBI's taxonomy places the organism in Eukaryota, Fungi, Glomeromycota, Glomeromycetes, Archaeosporales, Ambisporaceae.